Messenger RNA from Oncorhynchus masou masou (cherry salmon), 2486 nucleotides. RefSeq names its product gastrula zinc finger protein XlCGF17.1-like. Gene Ontology annotation, molecular function: DNA-binding transcription factor activity, RNA polymerase II-specific. Gene Ontology annotation, cellular component: nucleus. The coding region runs from base 222 to 1271 and encodes 349 amino acids. The record is from RefSeq and is a predicted model, not a curated record. The transcript has 2 exons. Lineage: Eukaryota; Metazoa; Chordata; Actinopteri; Salmoniformes; Salmonidae. Gene Ontology annotation, biological process: regulation of transcription by RNA polymerase II.
CAUUGGAAAUUGGUCAGCCACCAUGGUAGCUUGCUAGCCGAAAUAUUAACCCGCUUUAAUGUAUAUUAGCCACUGUGUUUUGAACACACUCCUGUCAAUCUAGCUAAUUAUAUAAUUUCAUUGCAUAUUUACGUUGAUAUUGUUAUUAGUUAGCUAACGGUAGCUGGCUGGUUAAGUUAGCAUUAGCCUUGUUAGCUAACUGUUAGCUAACAUCCCCGACCAUGAGUUCACCAAGCUACUCUCCUCCUGAUGAAGAAGAGGAGGAGGUCUGCUGGACGGAGAAAGAGGGUCUGUGGCUGAACGUUGUCGUGAAAGAGGAGAAUGAAGAGGAGGAUAUCACAGUAACAAAAGUAGAGGAAGAGCAGGAUGUUACAGUGAAAGAGGAAGAGGAGGUUACUGUGUUGGGAGUGAAGGAGAAGGGAGAGAUAACUGUCACAUUGGAAGAGGAAGAGACAGGAGAUCGGAUUAACACCAGAGAGAGACGGGCCAAUCGUGGAUCCUCUGGGGAGCCUCAACAACAUCAUGAUGCUGACAAGAAAGUGAAGAGUCUCUCCGCAACCAGAUCAAAACACCUGAAGAAACCCCAGCGGAGACCCAAAACGAAAACUCACUGCUGCUCUGACUGUGGGAAGAGUUACUUAAGAUCAGAUUCACUGAAACUACACCAGAGAAGUCACACUGGAGAGAAACCUUUUUGCUGCUCUGACUGUGGGAAGAAAUUCACCUCCUCGGCAGACCUUAAAAGACAUCAGAGAAUCCACACAGGAGAGAAACCUUUUAGCUGCUCUGACUGUGGAAAGAGUUUUGUUUCUUCAGGACAUUUAAAAUCUCACCAGAGAACACACAAAGUAGAGAAACCCUAUAGCUGUACUCAAUGUGGGAAGAGUUUUACUCACUCAAGCAGCUUGAUAGUACACCAGAGAACACACACAGGAGAGAAACCUUAUAACUGUGAUCAGUGUGGGAAGAGUUUUCUUUCAUCUGGUCGUCUGACAAUACACCAGAGAACACACACAGGAGAGAAACCUUACAGCUGUGAUCACUGUGGGAAGAGUUUUACUACAUCUAGCCAGCUGACUUUGCACCAGAGAACACACACAGGACAGAAUCCUUAUAGCUGUACUCAAUGUGGGAAGAGUUUUACUCAGUCAAACAGCCUGGUAUCACAUCAGAGAACACACACAGGAGAGAAACCUCAUAGCUGUGAUCAAUGUGACAAGAGAUACUCUGAUAAAAGAUCUCUGAUUAAACAUCAGAAAAUACAUAGUUGAAGGAGUUGUUUCAUGAUAUCAAUGAAAUAAUGUCACAAUGUAGAAUGUUUUAACAUUGUAGAGGAAGUAUUUUAAUGACGUCACAAUGUAGAACCCUAAAUGUUUGUCCCCUGUUCUAUUGAUUUCAACAUGAUAUGGAUAUUAGCCUCAGGGGGGAAAUCUAGGCCUGAAUUGGUCACAAAAAGUGACUAACAAAAAAAGAGUUGUUCCACUGACCACGUUGGUGACCCACCUCAUUCAAUAUGCAACACUUCAAAAUGUAUCUGGCUGUUUUCUCCUAAUUGUCCUCUAACCAGUGGUGUACACAUUAUUCCCAGAUUCCGUGUGGUUUUUGCUGCGUUAGUUUUAACAGGACUUGCAGCCUCAUCUCUCCCCUCUCGGCACAAUUGAUUUCAACGUGAUAUCGAUGAGUGAUGACAAAUAAGUGUUGCGUUCCUUUGUUUAGCGACCCCUACAUUUAAAUGCAUCACUCCAAAAUGUAGCUGACUGUCUUCUGCAGGUUGUCCUCUAACCAGUGAGGUAAAAGAUAUCUCCCAUUUCCAGGUGUUUUUUUUGUGUGUGUUCGUUCCAACAUCAUGUACAACCUGAUUUCUAAUCGAUAUCAGUGAUUUAUUGCUACUGUCAAAAUAACAGUGUUUCUGGUGCUUGUGGAGCUUGUUUUAAAAAGUAAAAUGAUUAUUGUUGCACGUUUGUUUAAAUUUUAUGAUUUUCAAUUUAUCAAACUGUUAAUGCGUAUUGGUUAUCGAUUUGGACACCCCAAAAUGUCAUUAAAAAGAUGCCCGAAGUCCAAUAUGUUUGGUUGAAAGUGAAAGUUAAGAUGUCUUUUUGGGUCGUUUUUUUUCAAUGACUUGAAAACAACUUAAUUUCAACGUACUUGCAGCCUGGACGCAGUAUAAUAAAUUGAGUCUAUAAUCAAUGUUAUUAACAAUCUAACAUCACUCCUGUAUUUCUUGACAACAUUCAAGUGCUAAUUGUCUUAAUUCCACUACUGAAGAAGCAUGACUGAAAUCACCUCAUAUUUCAAACAUCAGGCCUGACAAAAUAUACAUGUUUUAUUAUUCCAUGCCUCACCAUUAAGUGAAGUAUUGCCAAUACAUAUUAACAAAGCGGUGUACAUUUGGUUUUGAUAAUUCAUAUUUACAAUUAUGUAACAUUUAGUAAUCAUAGUUAUUCAUGCAACCAACUGACAGUUGGAGGUGUGAUGUCGUUAAGGGA